GACUGAUAGUCGCUGACAUAUUCAGUUAUAGAGGCAGCAGCGUCGCGCGCGUGUGUUUUAUAUAAUUUUUUUAAUUAACCGAAUUUGAUAACAGUUUAACAUAUACAUCUUCUAUUAAAUUUUAAAACAGAAUUAUUAAUAAUCGAGGAUGUUGGCGGCGACGCUUACAACGUUGACGCCGCGGAUGCGGUUCAACUUCUCCAAGCCUAACAUAGAGAAUAUAGUAUUCAAGAUGCACUAUAAGGCGACGGUGACCCUUCUUCUAGCUUUCGUGAUCCUCGUCUGCGCGAGGGAGUACUUCGGAGAGCAUAUCAAGUGUAUAUCAGAUCAGGGUGUGCCAGAUCAUGUUAUUCAGACGUACUGCUUCUUUAUGGCUACGUUUACUAUCGUCCGACAUUACAACGAGAGCCUGCUGCAGCACGGCUUCCUGCCCCAUCCUGGGGUAGGGCCACUCAUGGAAACGGACAAGACGCUGCACCAUACAUACUACCAAUGGGUGCCGUUCGUGCUGUUCAUACAAUCAAUAUGCUUCUACAUGCCGCAUUAUAUUUGGAAGAAGAAAGAAGGUGGUCGUGUAAAGGCGCUGGUGGACGGGCUGCAGUACGCAGGACUGGCGCUGCACGCCGAGGAUAUGAAGGUGGGAGGCACCACCGUGCCCUCGCGCACAACCAUCGAUAAUCAGAUCAACCUAAUCAGAAAAGAUAUCAUAAUGAGGUUACGCGUGACACGAACGUGGUCGACGUGGCUGGUGACGAUGGAGGUAGUAAACCUGGUGCAUCUGAUGGUGCAGAUCUGGCUCAUCGACGUUUUCCUCAACGGUCAGUUCAUCAGUCUCGGAUCUAACGUCCUCUCUUACGGCGACUGGGAACAAAUUACAGAUCCUUUAGAGACGAUAUUCCCAAAGGUGACAAAGUGCCUGUUCCACAAGUAUGGUCCGAGUGGCUCAAUCCAGCAGCACGACGCGCUCUGCGUCAUGGCGCUCAACAUCAUCCACGAAAAGAUAUAUACGAUCCUUUGGUUCUGGUUCCUCUUUCUGUUCAUCGCCUCCUUACUGGCUGUGAUCUGGCGCGUGAUAUCGUUCUUCAUGUACCGUCGCUCGCUGAAGUUCAACCAGCUGGUGUUCAGGCAGGUGUCCCCGGGCAAGUUUGAUCCGCACAACGUGCUGCACGUCGUCAAUGGUUGCCAGUUCGGUGACUGGCUCUUCCUUUACUACCUCGCUAAGAACAUGAAGACCUCUGUAUUCCAACAACUUUACGCCCGCGUGGCUGAAGAGUUAGAGAAACGAGAGCUGCCAAUGGACCAGGAUGGUUAUGAGGAAAAGGGUGCUGAACCCAUACUCCUUGGAAAAGUCGAUUACGCUGAUGAGACUAUGCCGCUGAAGCCUGAGAAGAAAGCUUCAUAGUGAGGAGAAGUAGGUAGAGAUUUUGGACUGUGAUUUAUCUAGUAUUAAGUUGUGCUCAAAUUAAAUGAGAUUUAAUACGUCACUACACUUAGAUGUGUGAAGAUGCAUUGUAUGCAUAAAAAUAUUUAAUUAUAAUGACUUCACCAGUUUGAAAAUAUAUUAAUUGUAUUGUAACUUGACUUUUUUUAAUGUUACAACGUUUUUCGAUUGUUAAUUUAAUGGAAGAAUUUGAGAUUGGUGAUAAAUAAGGAUUGUGACCUUAUCUAUGGUCGUUUAUCAAAGUAUUAAUUCUGCCAUAUUGAUAUGGUAAUGAUGUAAGUGUUUAGAGUCGAAUUUAAUAAUUGAAGCGAUCCAAAAGGAAG
This is a messenger RNA of Papilio machaon (common yellow swallowtail), 1764 nucleotides long. RefSeq names its product innexin inx7 (gene Inx7). NCBI's taxonomy places the organism in Eukaryota, Metazoa, Arthropoda, Insecta, Lepidoptera, Papilionidae. Bases 149 to 1402 code for a protein of 417 amino acids. Gene Ontology annotation, biological process: phototransduction. The record is from RefSeq and is a predicted model, not a curated record. The transcript is spliced from 8 exons. Gene Ontology annotation, molecular function: gap junction channel activity. Gene Ontology annotation, cellular component: gap junction; plasma membrane.